Oncorhynchus masou masou (cherry salmon) is the source of this 6418-nucleotide messenger RNA. RefSeq names its product chromosome 22 C15orf39 homolog (gene prmt2ip). Bases 1037 to 6418 code for a protein of 1793 amino acids. The record is from RefSeq and is a predicted model, not a curated record. Lineage: Eukaryota; Metazoa; Chordata; Actinopteri; Salmoniformes; Salmonidae. The transcript is spliced from 5 exons.
CCAGCGGACUUCGAGCAGUUAACAGCACAGAUGAUGAAAACAUAUCGACAUACUACAAUGUAUAUACGGCAUACAAGGCAAUGUAGAUCGCGUUCAGGAUUCCAAUAAUUUAACUUGACAUUUGAGUGAAUGACAUCAUUUGGUCUGGUAAAUCCUCGCCGUGCAAUCGGAAGCAGCAUGUUUCGAUUAGUUUAUCUGACUUCUGAGUGUUUCAUGGAUUCUUUGCGGGAAUUUUGUUCAGUAGUCUACUCAGAAUAAAGAGAUCCUGGUCUAUUAUCGGACCACCACAGAGUCAACACAUGAUGAGCAACAGCAGUAAACUAGUCCAGCCAAGCUUCACUGUCACCCCGGUGGUCCAGAGCAAGAUGCCCCGGCUGGAAGGGCCCAUCAUUGGUAGCGUGGCGUCUACAGAGGCAGGGGGCUCUCUAAACCAGCCAGCCUGGCUCACUACCCCUCUGCCUCCCACCACACACCCCAGACCCAUGCUCUGCAGAACAGGGCCUACUUCACCUAUGACCUCGGGGGUCACGACCUCUCUGACCCUGACCUCCGACCUUCCUGGAGCCCCUCUGAGGGGUGGCUGCUGAACAGGAGGAAUGUGGGGGUUUCCCCUCAGAGCACGGAGGAGGGGUCGUUACGAAACCACAUAGUUUACAGCAGGGCAGAGGCUUUUUCUACUGAGACUAGUAGUGUUAGUGGUAGUAACACUGUCUCUGCUACUGCUCAGGACACUCCAGCUACGCAGGGUUUUACCUACUACACCAGGAGCCCAGGCGGGCUGAGGAGUCCCACCAGCGGGCCUGGGACCAUCGCUGUGCCCAUUGCUGUGAGGAAGCAGCCCCCUGUUGGAGGAGUUAGCCUCUCCCCUCAGUCUGAGAACUCUGUCUGCCUGAGUCUGGCUGUUCCCAAACCGCUCUACGGACACCCCUCCCCCUGCUGUUCUGAGCUGGGCUGUACUGUAGGACAGAGGCACAGUCUGGAGCAGAGGGGGGGAGUACACAGGAUCCAUCCCCAUCUUAAUGUGUAUGAGGGGUGGAUGUGUAGUCCUAGCUCCCACCACCACCCCAGGGCUCUGCAGCCGGAGCACGGUGUUGAGACAGAGAGACUAUCAGACAGACUGCCUCUAAAAGAUGGCAAGGACCACCAACACCACCCCAAUGGAAUCCCCAACAGAGCAGCAUCGGCACAAAGGUUUCCUGUCUUCAUGGAACCAACCUACAGCAUUGGUUACCCAUGUUCCCCGGCCCGUGCUGUACGAAGCCCCUCCUCAUUUACAUGUGACCCCCUCUCUUCACAGUUAAGCGCCUCCCCCUAUGGGGCUGAUCAAUGCCAACGUCUACAAAUCCCCUCUAAACGUCCAACCUAUCACAGCUUGGUCUCUUCCUCUCACCCCUCCUGCUCUUCCUCUCACCCCUCCUGCUCUUCCUCUCACCCCUCCUGCUCUUCCUCUCACCCCUCCUCCCAUCCCUCUCACCCCUCCUCCCAUCCCUCCUGCCAUCCCUCUUGCCAUCCCUCUCAUCCCUUCCACCCUACAACAUACAAACCCAUGACCCCUUUGCACCAUGGCGUUCCGGUAACAUCACAGGUUUAUCAGGGCCGCUCUCCUCCCACUGUGACCAAAUACAGCCAGCUCCCAGUCACACAGCCCAUGUUUUACUACCAUCCGCAGGCAAAUGUGGAGGGAGAGAGUGAGAGUUGUGGAGUAGGGUUUAAAGAUGCAGGAGGAGGAAUGCACAGAGACAGAGACUGGGAGGAUGUGAUGGUCCCUAAAGGUUCUAAACGACCCUUACCUCCCAGUCCCACCCAGACAGGACCCCAUCUAGCUUCUCAUCUUCCCAGCACAGCAACCCCCUCCCACUACCUUGUCACCCAGUCUAUGUACAGUACUGAUGUCCCCAUGUCUAGCCACAUGGCUCCUAGUAGCCACCCAUACCUCAGGAGUUUUGACCAGCCCUCCUAUCAUCAAUUGUACAGGAUGCCCCUGAAUGCAGCAGGUCAGAUGAGAGCCCCUGCUAUAGCCCCAGAGAGACCCUGUGCCUCUCCAUCUCUCCCCAGCAGCCUACAGUGGACUGAGAGACCCCUGGACUACUCCCUGCCUCAGUACAGAUCUCCAGUCACCUCUCCUCAGGUCUCCUCCCCCAGGAGACACCACCUAUCUCGGGGACACUCUGACUCCACACUUCCUGGAGCCCCAUUGACUGUCUCCACCACACUGUCACGGGCUGACUAUGGCCAUCACAACCACCCAGCCAACCACCACCACCACAGCAACAACCAUGCUACUACAGCCAUGUGUACAACUCCUGUAAACUAUGGCAACCAUAACCACCACACAACUACAGCCAACCAGAACAACCACCAACCCACAACUACACGAAACCAUCACAACGCCACGUGUCCGGGAAUGACUGGUUCUACUGUAGUGAGGCUUCGAGACAGUCCUGUCCCUCAGUCUAAUGUGCAUGGAGACAUGAUCACUACUGGUACCGAAACGCUGAAGAGAUGGGUCUCGGACUCAGACCGACCCAUCAACAUAGACUCUCCCUCACCAAAACACACACAGGACAAUGGGGAUGACGUCAUUGAUGUGGAACUGUAUCAGAAACGACAGAAGAUGAAGACGAACGGAGAGGGAGAUAUAGCAGAGGGAGAUAUAGCAGAGGGAGGGAGAGCAGAGGGAGGGAGAGCAGAGGUGAACGGAGAGGGAGGCGGACUCGAUAGCUGUCAGUCUCCCUCUCCUCCCAUGCCAGUCAUCAACAAUGUUUUCAGCCUGGCCCCAUAUAAGGCUUACCUAGAGGCUGCUGGCAUGCUGUCUCUACCUGUUAGAGGAUCUCAGAGAACUGACCACCAUCCUGCUGGACACUGUGUGCUCAAACCUGAGACCCAAUCACACCCUCACAGACGACAUCAACACAGACAGGAAACAGGCCCUACAUCUGACCCACACAGGCCUGAGAGAGACCCUGAACGAGAGGAAGGGAAGCCUGUAUCAAUCAAUCACAGGAUUGAUAACCAUGUAGUCCGACCAGCCUCAGAACAGCAGAGGCCUGUAGUCCAGCAGAUGAUUCUGGGUACUGUAGUCAGAUCAGACACUACACAGAAGAAGCCUGUAGUGCCUGUUUUUAGUGAACCACCGCAGGAACCAGAGAGGGAGGUGGAAGUGAAGACUGACGAUCUGCAGAUUAAAGUGGUUAAGGAAGAGGAGGAGGAACCACAGCAAGAACCAGAGAGGGAGGUGGAAGUGAAGACUGAUGACGACAUGCAGACUAAAGUGGUUAUUAAGGAAGAGGAAGAGAUGGAGGUGGCAGCAGCAACAACAGAGCCGGGUGUGUUUGUAAAUGAUCUCACCGUGGGUGUUAUUAAGAAAUGUGAAUCUGAUCAACUGGACAGUAAAUUGUCAAUAGCGUCAGAUAAAUAUAUUUCUAUUAUGUCGGCUACAGAUAGAUGUGUGAUGGAAGGAUCUUUUACUUACAACGAGCACCACCAUCAGUCCCAAACUCAGCACCACCAUCAGUCCCAAACUCAGCACCACCAUCAGUCCCAAACUCAGCACCACCAUCAGUCCCAAACUCAGCACCACCAGCCCCUGUCCAACCACCAUCCAUCCCAGCCACAGUCCAACCACCAUCCAUCCCAUCCCCAGUCCAACCACCAUCCAUCCCAGCCCCAGUCCAACCACCAUCCAUCCCAGCCCCAGUCCAACCACCAUCCAUCCCAGCCCCAGUCCAACCACCAUCCAUCCCAGCCACAGUCCAACCACCAUCCAUCCCAGCCACAGUCCAACCACCAUCCAUCCCAGCCCAACCACCAUCCAUCCCAGCCCAACCACCAUCCAUCCCAUCCCCAGUCUGAGCACCAUCCAUCCCAGCCCAACCACCAUCCAUCCCAUCCCCAGUCUGAGCACCAUCCAUCCCAGCCCAACCACCAUCCAUCCCAUCCCCAGUCUGAGCACCAUCCAUCCCAGCCCAACCACCAUCCAUCCCAUCCCCAGUCUGAGCACCAUCCAUCCCAGCCCAACCACCAUCCAUCCCAUCCCCAGUCUGAGCACCAUCCAUCCCAGCCCCAGUCCAACCACUAUCCACCCAAUCCGCCGCAGCCCCACCUACAUCCCAAAUCAACAACUCCACCCCAACCCCUCUCAAUAAGGCAUAGGAUAGUUGGCGCGUUCACCCAUAACAUGCACCACCCUCCCCAGGCCCAUCAGAAGCCCUAUGACCAGACUGCUACACCACACCCCAAAUCAUCCAGCCCUCCCCAAUCCAUCAACCCAGCCACCACCAAACUGAACCUUCAAAACAUCCCUCCUCAAUGUCUCAAACUAUCCACUUAUAAGAUCGUCCUGCCAGAUAACAUGCUCCGGGCUGUUGCUCCCCCUCCCUGCUCUACAGAGGUCCCACAGUCACCCACUGACGCUACAGCUGUAGCCAAAUCCAGCCGCAGCCCUCAUGCCCUUUCAGACAGCAACUACAGCUCCCGACCAGCCAGACAGCACUUCCUAGAGCUGCACCUCUUACUUUGUAACCUGGUUUCCAGCUGUGUGUCCCACACCUCACCCACAGAGCUCCAAACCUGGCUGUCCCAGCUGGACAUCUCCCUUACCUCCACCGCCAUUUCCCCACCCAAGGCCCAGAAGGUGACCUCUCUGCUGGGUUCUGAGGCCAGGGAGGUGUGGCUGAGGGGACCAGAGACCCAGGCUGCCCUCCAGAAUGUGCUCCAGAGACUGGGGCAGUAUGUAGCCCAGAAGCAGUGUCCCUUCCCCCAUGUGAUGAGGGCAGGCGCGGUGUUUGUUCCCAUGCUGGUGGUCAAGGAGCUGCUCUUCCCUCAGGUCCAGGGGGUCUACAUCGACCAGGUUCUCCAGGAGCACAAGGUGGAGUUGAGACCUACCACCCUGUCUGAGGAGAGACACCUGGUGACGCUGCAGAAACGACCAUGUUCCUCCAAGCUCCGCAGGCUCCUGUCACUCAAACACCUGCCUAACAUCUACCCUGACGUUCUCAACCUCUACUAUCACAGCUGUGUCUGCAAGAGCCUGGGUGUAGAGCCAUGUGACACGGCCAGGACACCAGAAGGAACGCUGUGUUCAGAUGAUCUUUGGAAUAGCUCUGCCAGUGGGCUAUGUUCACUGGCCACUAACACUGGACCAUGUUCACAACCCACCAACCGCUGUGACAUUGGAACACAGACCACCACCUCACCACAACACCUGGAGGAAUGUGUCAGUCUGUCUCCGUCUCAGACCCCGAGCUGCAGAGCCACAGCUAGCCUCUCCUCUCAGAGACAGGACCCGAAGAGAGGAUCAUCAUCAUCCUCACACUUUAAGAUGAAAGAGGGGAAAGGCAAGAAGAAGAAGAAGAAGAGCUUCCCCAAACCUCUGUUUGUAGGGACGAGGGAUCGCACGGUGUUGGAGGGUGGUGGGAACACAGAGCAGGCUGGAGACUGGAGCAUUCUAAAGAACACUGUUAAUCAGGAGGAGGAAAGGAACGGCCGGCCGGUGUGGAGCAGUGACAAUGCUGGCAGCGACUCUGACAGGAGGGAUGGAAAGAGUGAUGGAGAGAAAAGGGGAAAGGGGGAUGGAGAGCGGAAUGGAGGCAAAAAGCUGGAGGAAGACGAGGAGCCACCAGCCACACCCCUGCUGGAGGAGGAGUCUAACUCCUGGACGUGCCCUUUGACCUCAGACGAGCUGUCUUCGUCUCCUAGCAACAGGGAUCGAGCCUCCACACUAUUGUCCGUGCCGUCCUACAAGACCCCAUCCUCAGGUUCAGCCUGGUCCCAGGGCCUCAGGACGAAGAGCCAGUCAGGGAUGAUCCUCAAGCUGAGGAAGGUGUUGUUUCCUGAGGGACGUAAAGGACAACAGACGCGAUACCAGGCUGUCUCUGUCUCAGACCGAAACAGUCAGCCUCUUCUCUCAGACAGCCAGCCUCUCCUCUCAGAGACAGAGGAUGGGGAGGCCAGGGGAAAGAGGGACAGGGAGGGGGACAGAGGCCAGGGGAAAGAGGGACAGGGAGGGGGACAGAGGAGAGGCCAGGGAAAGAACCAGGGAUGGAUCCGACUGCCCUCCUCUCUGUCCUCCUCCCUGCGCCGCUCCGUCAUGAAGAUCAAGUACUGCCCCUUCUUGUCUGCCUGCCACAGCUCUGACCACCGCCGGCGCCGCUGGAUCCUUCGCUCCGCCGUGCAGCGCGCCCGCUCCGUCAUGAAGAUCUACUACCCAGACCUGGUGGGGAGACGGAUACAACACCUCUACGAGGAGGGGGACGGGACGGAGGUGUGGUACAGGGGUCUGGUGGUGCAGGUACAUGAGCCACACCCUAACCCACUGAAGACUGUGUUCCAGGUGAAAUAUGACUCUGAACCAGAGUGGCAGUACUACUUGGAGCUGCUCAUAGACUAUGAGAAGGGUUGGCUAAAAAUAGAGGACUGA